Molecule: messenger RNA, 3457 nt
Organism: Pomacea canaliculata
Lineage: Eukaryota; Metazoa; Mollusca; Gastropoda; Architaenioglossa; Ampullariidae
Product: PDZ and LIM domain protein 5-like
Exons: 5
Coding region: 453-1070 (205 amino acids)
Biological process (GO): muscle structure development; actin cytoskeleton organization
Cellular component (GO): Z disc; stress fiber; adherens junction
Molecular function (GO): muscle alpha-actinin binding; actin binding
Source: RefSeq, a predicted model, not a curated record
GUUCUAUUUGUCAACAGACGCGUUCUAAUCAGGCUUUGAUUAGUGUGCUUGGAGUGCGCCAUGGCAAUCUGAGGUCACCAGCACAAAUAUAUAUAUCUCUCUCUGUGGAUGUACUUGCUCACCACCCUCCAACCAAAAACUGGCUGUGCGCACCCCACUGAACAGCCCCCGAGCUGUAGAUCCUCCAGAGUAAGCAAAAUAUCGCAGGCGGCGUGUCCCCCCCUCCCACUGUUAGCUGGUGUGCGUCAGUUGCAGGUCUCCGAGGACUACCUGUGCAGGAGACAUUGUUGUCUGUGUUCACCUGUUGCGCGAUUUUCGCUUUCUUCGAGAACUGUGGUCGCGACAGCUCAGGGGUAUCGACGUACGUGGUGGUUGGUGGAGCUGCCCUUCCGAACACUCGACAGCGAGAGAGAGGGAGAAGCACUGGAUAAUUCAGGUCCAGGUGAAACAAAAUGGCUUCUGGGGAUGUUGAGUUGCUGCAGCUGAGGCGUUACGACACCAGUCAGCCAUGGGGCUUCCGUAUGCAGGGGGGCUCGGAGUACAACAUGCCGCUGUACGUCGCACAGGUGUCGCCCAAGUCCAUUGCCGACAAAGCUGGAUGUCGGGUAGGGGACGCCAUUCUUCAAAUCUGCGGAGCCGAAACGCAGGGCUGGUCACACACGCAGGCUAAACAGGCCAUGAUACGUGCCGGAAAUGACGUCGAUUUGGUCGUUCAGAGAGGGGUGGUCAGUGCCCAAGCCAUGCCGCCCCCGGAGCCGGAGCAGCGUGUGGAGCUGGACGAGGGCAGCAUCGACCCGGGUAUGAACGAGGGCACGAAGUUCCGCAACGUCAUGCCCAAGUCCUACCGCAUGCUGGAGGCGCAACUGGGUGGAGGGGGCGCGCAGUCCGCCCUGCAGCAGAAACGACAGCAACCCCCGCAUGCUGCUGCUGCUCCUCCCCCUGCUCCCGCCGCUCAGCCCGCAGAAGGUGGUCGACCAUCAUCUAUAUUUGACCGUAAAAAACAGGACAGAUCAGAUUAUCUUCAGGCAUCAGGCCCGACGAUCCAGAAGGCAUACGGCCAGAAAUACUGAUGUUCUGAGUUUGGCAUCCUCCUCAUUCAUCUUUCCUUUCCUUAAAGCCAUAAUUCAGUCGUGAGAUAGAAUACUCAGUAUGGCGGGUCUUUUAUAACACGAGUCCAUUUGUUUUUGCUGUUUAAAAGAAUGCAGAGGAAGUGCAAAUGCUGUGAGUACCUUUCCCAAGAUGCUUCCGUCUCCAUGGACACUAGACAGCCACAAACUUCGGCUACUCCAAUUUCUUUACAUCAGUCUUUCACUGAAGUUCAGUUAUCCCCUGUUCGUGGUAUUGUUUUCGCAGAAACGAGUAGCCGAUAGAACCGAGCAACCCCAAGUAUCAGCAGAAUUUCCAAGAACAAUUACACUGUAAAGACUUGAACUUUUCUGGUUUUUACCUCAUACGUUGAAGGUGGAUAUGAGAAGUGGAAAGAUCUGAAUUACAUGUUAUGUAUAAUGAACAGCCAGGUCAAAGAUCUGAACUUAACUUAAAAUUAUAAAAUUGUUUUAAAUGGGUAAAAGAGAAAAAAAUAUGCAAGGUGUUUACAUAUCAACAAAUUAAUGAAUAUCUGUUAAUCCUUGUUGAAAGGCAAUACACUUAUCUAAGACAUGACGAUCUGCAAGUGCAUUGAUAGUGUACGAAAACACAUGUUGUUACUCUCAGAUAUAUUCUUAAGAAUUUUAUUCGCAUUUAAAAGAACCAUAUAUAUAUAUCAAGUGAUUUCUGACAGAAUUUAUUAAUGACUUUUUUAAAGUUGAAUAAGAAGACAUUACAUCCCGUAGAGAAUGUGUGUUGUUUUAGAUAUUAAACAUAUUCCCUUGAGUAUCAGAUCUCGAUGGGUGACAGAAGAUAAAGUAUGUGUUUUCAUUAAGUGUAUAUAUGUACUAUAUAUGCUUAUUUAUGAGAAAAUAUGCACGUUAAAAGAUUUGCUACAGAGAUGUGUUUUUCACGAGUAAUUUCCACACAGUCAAGAAUUUUCAAGGAAGCGGUGAUGAUUCGUUUAUGGUCAGCUUUACGAACGAUUGCACUACUUUGUUAAAGGCCCUUCUUAAGCAGAUAAAUAUUGACAAAAGUUUGGCAAAGGUUUUACAUAAUAUUUAUAUAAUAACUUUGUCAAUUUUUGUCAUACGUCCUUCUAUAUUUGCCUAGUUAAUGGCAUUUAAAGAAUCAGUCUUGACACGAGUGAGAAUCACAGGAUUCGCCAGAGAUGACUGGUUGACAUGUCACUGCCGCUCGAUAUGUCCCCACAAUAAGUAUACAGUAAAUGUCUUUAUAUAAUAGUAAUAGUAAGAAGAAAGUGACUUGUCCGAGAACAAAACUGUCGACCCUUGGUAUUCCCUAAUUUUAGGCAAUUCGUCCUCGUUGAAAUAACUUCUAGUCAAGUUAUUUUGUCAUUGUUUGACAUUUCUUGCUUACCCGUCCUUCAACUUACAGCCCCUGUGCUACCCGUUCCUAAUCCAUAUUUCUCAGUACUUCCUAAAAUUCCACUUUAUUCUAAAGUUUUAUUUUUACUCCUGUUAUAUAUUUUUGUACUUUCCAUUUUUGCCUCGAAUUAUUUUAUUCUUCUCCUACGUGCUUACAGUGUUUCACUUUUCGUGUCGUUAAGUCCAUUAUCCGCCCUUCCAUAUUAGGCUAGAGUUCUAUGUUGAAUUUUGUUUAUUUCUAACUAGCUUACUCUGCAACCUUUUAGUUUUAACUUUGCCUUCGUACUUCUUAGUCUACCUAACCCAUGCAGCACUCAGAAGUUUUGUUCAAAACUUUGAUUUUAAUCUGUACAAUAAUUUUCAGCUGUCCUUCACAGAAGGAACAGGCUAAAAUCGGUAUAUUACUUUAUGGCAAGAUAAGAAAUGUAAAAAAAUAACCGAUAUUUUUAUUUUUAUGUGGGUGUAUGUAUGAAUACCUCCGUCAGGCAAUAGACACCUUUGCCUACGUGGACACACAGGCAUCAACCCUCUAUAGCCAAAGGGAAACUUGCAGAACAGGUUGCAUAAUUUGGGGCUCGACCACAACCAUGUCAUAAACCUAAGUCUGAAGUUGAAAACCGAUUUGAUCAGCAAAAUGUUGUGAAUAUGAUUUCCGUUUGAAUGUAAGCGUUUAAAUUUUUUUAAAUUAUUGUAUAAAAGCUAAGCAUGGCAGUAGAAGCAAACUAGACAUAGCAUUGUAAGUGGCUGUAGAAAAAAAAGAACAGGACAUCUAUCAAGCUUCAGCAUUUUCAGGCGAGCAUAACCUGGGUGUGGAUAAUGAAGGGUGUAUGGACUUUCACGUCUUCUGUGUGAUGACAGAAUUGUGUGUUACCGAUAAAAGGUCCGCUGUAUUUCAUGGGUGCGCUACUGUGACUGUCAUGCAUAAUGUGUAAUCUGCUGUAUUACUACACUAUCGUCGACUAGUAAAGUGUGUUCUUAUGCCA